CGCCGUAGUAGGAUUGGUCAUUCCGUUUUCCGUUCCUAUUAAUCGCGUGGCAGCGCGCCCAAAAUAAGAGUGACGUACUGAGUGCAUCGGCAUUGAGCUCUGAGCCGAGCCGAGUAACUGUCAAAUCAUAUUUCUCAGGAUUAUAUCCACUGAAAACUCAACCACAUUAAUCAAAAUGAGACAUUAAAGCCAUCAACCCCAGGUUUCCAUGGCCACAGAGGAGAACAAGCUUCCUGGGUUCUCGCGACAGAACUCUGAGCCCAUGAGGUCAUGGGAGCUGGAAUCCGUUCUGACCAAUCGUACUCUGCGCUUUGUGUUGAGGUUAGAGCAGCAGUUUGUUUGCCCGUCCUGCGGUGGGAUCGUCCUGAACCCUCACCAGACAGGCUGUGGGCACAUUUUCUGUGCUCAGUGCGUAAAGGCAUACAUUGAAAAUGGAGGAAGUUCGAAAUGUCCUUUAGACAACGUUCCUAUAAAACCUGAGGAGGUUUUUCAAGACAACUGCUGUAAAAGGGAACUGCUAAACUUAGAGGUCUACUGCACCAACGCCCCAGACUGUAAGCAGAGGGCUACUUUAUGUAACCUCCAGGAUCAUCUGAAAGUUUGCCAGUAUGAGCGUAUUAGAUGUUCCAACUCAGGGUGCAACGACACUGUGUUACGCAAAAACCUAAUGGACCAUCAAAGGAAUGUCUGUUCCUUCCGCCUGGAAUCCUGCCAGCACUGCAAGCAGUCUUUUCCCGUAUCUCAAUUGCUGGCCCAUCAGAAGACUUCAUGCCCGGAAGUUGAAGUCCCCUGUUCCAACAAGUGUCUGCAGAUGAUCAAAAGACACAAGCUGCAAGCACAUGCUGAUGAGUGUCCUGAAGUGGAGACGGACUGCAUUUAUAAAAACUAUGGCUGCACAGUCAGAGAUAAAAGAGGAAAAGUGCAAGUUCAUGAAAACACAGAGUUCAGUUCCCAUGUUCGGCUUGUCCUGGAAAGUAACACCAAACUUGAAAAACAGGUGGAGCAGUUGCAGCAGGAUAUGCUUGUCCAACAGGGGGAGCUGAAGGACAAAAGUCUUGUGGUCAGCAGUCUGGACAGAGAUGUCACCUUGUGUGACAACACACUUACUACCUUACAGAGGUCUGUGGAGGAGCAGAGAGUUCGGAUCUGCAGUGUGCAGCGUGAACUGCGGGAUUUGCGGGGCGUUCUAGGGUCUGAAUUAAGCGAAGAGCUCCCGAGCCUUCGGGCAUCACUGGACUCCCUCAGACAGCAGGUGGCUGUCACAGAAAGCCUCAGGGAACAUCUGGCACCUACCGAGCACCCAAAGGAGUCGAAAUACAGGCCUGUGCUGGAGAGUUUACUCCCCCGUGACCCUAUGAGCAGGUUCAAUCUGAAGAGAAGUUCCCCUAAAGAUGAGUUCCCAAACCUGGACAGAAACCGCACCCUCAUGGGCCGCAUCCUCGACCUGCACAUGUACACGCGACAGUUCAACCGGGCAACUGAAAGCGGGGUCCUUUUUGAUGAUAUCGUACGCCCUGGACUUGAGGAUCCGGGGCAGUCCAUAGGACCAAAAGCAGUUGGCUGUUUAGCAGGAGAUGCUCAAUCAUAUAUCCUGUUCUGUGACUUUUUUGACCGUAUUAUCGAGUCUUACCACGGCUACAAGGUCACCAGUGAUGCAGUACAAGAGAGCGACUUUAAUUAUGACAACCUGAAGGGUGGGGAUGACUUUGACCAAGAAUAUGCAUUGAGUUGUGAGGUGACUGCAUGCCGCAGCAUAGAGGAUUACUGCUUCCCUACACACUGCAGCAGAGGGGAGCGCAGACAGCUCCUCACACUGGCCAAAACAGCUUUGGAGCAGUUGGCUGAGGAUCUGCCAGGAAAGCUUUACUCCAUAGAUGAACUCAGCCAUGAGAGUGAAGGCCGCAGGGUUGUGAUGGACUCUCCACCAUCUUCUUUGAUAAAGAUCGGUGUGGCUCGUGACUGGCCUGAUGCGAGGGCCCUGUGGUUGAGUAUGGACGGGACCCUGGCUGUCUGGGUUAACAUGGAGGACCAUUUGAAACUGGUGUCUUAUAGAAGUGAUGCUUGCUUACAAGAAGCAUUUAAGACUAUCUGCAUCAAUGUGCUGAAGAUGGAGACAGCAUAUAAGAAACUGAGACAUCCAUUUAUCUGGAAGCCUCACCUGGGCUGGGUGGUCAGCUCACCUGCAGAGAUAGGCACAGGCCUGAAGGCAAGUGUCACAGUGAAGCUGCUACAUCUCGCUGAGAACAAACGCAUGGAUGACAUCCUGGACAGACUACGACUUGAGAUGGAAGAAACAAGCUGUCCAGGCAUCUACAAAAUCAGCAACCUGCAGACAAUUGGAUUGAAUGAAGUCGGGCUGACCCAGUUAGUGGUGGAUGGGGUCAAACUUCUCAUCCGAAUGGAGAAAAGACUGGAAAACAACAGUGGCAUUGAUGACCUGGUACCUGCUCAGAAGUAAAGCAGCCAUCAGGAGGCUUUUUGUUUUAGGAGAACUGAAGUACCAUCGCUCUGGAGUUCUCAUCGACAUUAUGAUAAAAAAGGGAGUUUGCUACACUUUUUGAUUUGUUUGUAAAAUAUUUUUGAAGCUAGUGGUUUAUUCGCAUAUGGCUUCUAUCAUCAUUAGAGUGAAUCUCACGAAGGAACACCCUGGUAAUAUUACAUCCUAUUCUACAUAAAGAAAAUGAAGCCUAUUUUAGGUCCACUAUAUGAACUUUUCACUAAGCCAUCACACCCACACACAUGUUUUCAUGUAAAAAGUAAUUGAUUUUGUCUUUCUUUUGGUUUUGGCCUGCCUGAAAUACGAGAAGAGCAUUUCUUUGAAAUGUUAAUGAAAUCCGCCCUACACAUAGCAUUUUGUUGCAUUUGCGCUAACGGACUCAUUUCACAGUCAGGAAUAUUUACUAUAUCCUAAACAUAGAUGAUCAUGUGCAAAACAAGAACAGAAUGUUCAUAUUUCCUUUAGGAAAACCACAAUUACUUGAUGUAAUUAUUGCAGUGAGGAUUGUGGAAAAAAAGGACACAAAAACAUUUUAGUUCAAAGACUCAUUUCAAGUAAGCUUUAAUGUGCUCCAGUGGGACUGAAGUUGAACCACAGUGGCCCAAGGGAUUUUCCGCAGAAAUGUACAGUACAAUGUCGAGAGAAUAAAUGGGAAGAGUGUGUGGAAGGAUGAAAUGUGUUGAGUUAAUUGCAUUUUUUUGGAGAUCCUCAGCCUUCAGCUUCCUUUCCCAUCCAAACACUUUCAUCCGUACAGCCAUUUAAAAAAAGAAAAAAAGAAA
Megalobrama amblycephala (Wuchang bream) is the source of this 3276-nucleotide messenger RNA. RefSeq lists its product as uncharacterized. Lineage: Eukaryota; Metazoa; Chordata; Actinopteri; Cypriniformes; Xenocyprididae. Gene Ontology annotation, biological process: phosphocreatine biosynthetic process. The transcript has 18 exons. Gene Ontology annotation, molecular function: zinc ion binding; creatine kinase activity. Bases 209 to 2458 code for a protein of 749 amino acids. The record is from RefSeq and is a predicted model, not a curated record.